AAACGCAGGCCGUGAUCACUGUCUCAGACUAUCUCCGUCUACACAACGUUUCAGAGGAUGCCGAAAUGAGCGACGGUCGCUGGGACACAUCGGUUUAUCACCAAAAUACCAACGUGUUCGAGACAAAUGAGCACAAGAAGCCUAGUUUACACGUCAUUGAAAACUGGUGGUACGACCCUUCUAAUAUCAACCGUGUUGAUGCUAUACCAGAGGACAUGAAGCUUCGAGGCCAGUGGAAUAACGAUGCUGGUGACAGAGGACAAGGCCAGGUUGGCGGCUGGAAGAACCUCGAUAAAUCACCACUAUACCUUGCCCUGGAGGCUGCUUUACCAGAAGACCGCCUCGUUUUAGAUUGGAGUUCCGCCCGUAGCAUCGUGCAAAGAAACGGGCAUACAUGGGAUGUUACUACAGAUGAAGCCACUGAAAAUGCACUAAGAGAGAAUGGUUGGGAGGUGCUGUAUACCUAUGAAGGAGUCUAGGAAUGGAAUACGUCAAGAAUGUCGUAAAUCCCAUACGUCAAGUGGUUCCUCGACAAAGUAUACGUGGUGUGGAAGAGGAUUAUGGUGAUCUCAAUGAGGAUGUCGUCCUCUUGAGGGGUGAAAUCCACUACCAACGUAAACCAGGCAGUCUUCGCUUCACCACACCCGAAGGCCGGGAUAGAUUUUCGCGUCUAGUCUUAUAUGAGAUGCGCGCUAUUGAUAAAGUCUUGGAAUUGGCUACGUCACUAGGUAAUCGCAUGACUGAACUGAAUGGUGGGAGAAUGUGGAUGGGAGCCCACAUGCGUCGUGGAGACUUCGUCAGAGUCAAUUGGGCUAUGGAGUCAGAAUUUGGUGCCCAUUUUGAACGGAUCCAAAAGCGCCUCGACGAUGGUCGAAGAGUGCUCCGCUCGCUACACGACAGCUCACUGAUCCCCUAUGCUAUCCCUGAAGCUACGAUCGACCAAUCCAUUCUCCAGCAGAGCCCUCCAGAGGAUGGCGACAGGUUCUACAUCGCCACAGACGAACGCGAUCCUGGAAACGUAGCAUACAUGAAAGACCACGGAGUAGUCCUGGUAUCGGACCUUCUCACAAUAGAAGAUCGUCGAAACUUUGGCUGGCCGUUAAUGAUGACAGACGUUCUCGGUAUCGUCGAACAGGCUACUUUAGCGCGGGGCGCUUAUUUCUAUGCUCAUGCCUUGAGUUCAGUUGCUGGAGGCGUCGUCAACAUCCGUGCAGCGAGAGGUGCUGAUCCGCGUACUGCAAAAAUCGACUAGAUUUCGCAAAAUGCAUAAUGGAACGUACUAGCAAGGAUUCUCGUAACGUCCUCAAUAAAAUUCAUAUUUCUUUCUUGCAUGACGCAUAUCGACAUAUCAUUGAUUCUCACCACUCUUUGUAUACCUGUAGAUGACUCAGGCUUAUAUCUUUGUGUAGUUUAUUAUUGUUAAAGUGUAAUAAUGUUUUCUUAACCAUG
Messenger RNA from Serpula lacrymans var. lacrymans S7.9, 1449 nucleotides. RefSeq lists its product as uncharacterized. NCBI's taxonomy places the organism in Eukaryota, Fungi, Basidiomycota, Agaricomycetes, Boletales, Serpulaceae. The coding region runs from base 482 to 1252 and encodes 256 amino acids. The record is from RefSeq and is a predicted model, not a curated record. The transcript is spliced from 5 exons.